Molecule: messenger RNA, 177 nt
Organism: Suillus plorans
Lineage: Eukaryota; Fungi; Basidiomycota; Agaricomycetes; Boletales; Suillaceae
Exons: 1
Source: RefSeq, a predicted model, not a curated record
UAUCGAUGUCAUGGCUGUCUCGGAGAGCCGAUCUUUUGCGCAAAGUGCUGCAGAAAUGAACACAGGCGAUUACCUUUCCACAAAAUCAGUAAAUGGAACGGCGACUUCUUUGAAGAUGUAUCAUUGGCCAAGAUAGAUCUGGAAAUUCAUUUGGGCCAUGGGGGAUGUCCUUGUCCA